UCUUGCUAUGUAUAACUGCCACUGACAUGCACAUAUUCUUGCCUUUAUAAAAUGUUCUUCAAUCUGUUUAGUUUUCUUACUUUUCUUCUUUUUUCCGCGUAAAUCUCAGUGCAUCAGAAAGUAGUAUGGCUGAGUUGAUUUUAGAUCCCAACAUUCGAGGUUGGGUGUUCCUGCCUAUCGUUGUGAUUACGUUUUUAGUAGGCAUUAUUCGACAUUAUGUUUCGAUAUUACUUGCCUCACAGAAAAAGGUUGAACUUCAUCAAGUACAAGACAGUCAAGUGAUGAUUCGCUCCAGACUUCUUAGAGAAAAUGGUCAAUAUAUUCCAAAAAUGGCAUUUAUUAGUAGAAGACAUUUCUUUAAUAAUGAAGAAACAGGUUAUUUUAAAACACAAAAACGUGCUCCAGUAUCACAGAAUCCAAUGACAGAUCCUAAUAUGAUGACAGAUAUGUUAAAGGGAAAUGUCACUAAUGUUUUACCAAUGGUAUUAAUAGGUGGUUGGAUUAAUUGGAUGUUUUCUGGCUUUGUCACAACUAAAGUACCAUUUCCGUUAACGUUACGUUUUAAACCAAUGUUACAACGUGGGGUAGAAUUAGCUACUCUUGAUGCCGCAUGGGUUUCAUCAGCAUCUUGGUAUUUUCUUAAUGUCUUUGGACUUCGUUCCAUUUAUACGCUUGUUCUUGGGGAAAGUAAUGCUGCUGAUAAUCAUAGACUUUUACAAGAUCAAGUAUCUGGUGCUGCAAUGUCUAUGCCACCAGAUCCAAAAGCUGCUUUCAAAUCAGAAUGGGAGGCAUUGGAAAUAUAUGAACAUAAUUGGGCACUGCAAGGAAUUGAAGCAGAUCUUAUAGGAUCACAAAGAACGGAUACAAGUGAAGGCAUGUAUUAG
Messenger RNA from Eufriesea mexicana, 884 nucleotides. RefSeq names its product ER membrane protein complex subunit 3 (gene EMC3). Gene Ontology annotation, biological process: protein folding in endoplasmic reticulum. NCBI's taxonomy places the organism in Eukaryota, Metazoa, Arthropoda, Insecta, Hymenoptera, Apidae. Gene Ontology annotation, cellular component: EMC complex; membrane. The record is from RefSeq and is a predicted model, not a curated record. The transcript is spliced from 3 exons. The coding region runs from base 126 to 884 and encodes 252 amino acids.